AGUGAUAGAGAGUGUGCUGGCGGGAAUAAGAACACCCUCUGGACCCUCGAGCUUCACACAGACGGAGCAGGCUCCUCCGUACACAAAGGGACCACCCACUAGUAUACAGCAAGUACAUGAUGUGCUCGGGAAAAAAGCAAAGAAGCAGCAGCAAAGAAAAGCAAAGAAGAGCCACUACUGACGAUACCCGAAUAUACUUACUUACGCUCACUUACAAAAAAGAAAAAGAAGAAGAAGCCGACUGGCCGCUCUUCCAGGCUCUCGGAGUCAACCGAACUUAAUACGCCCUCGUCGUCUUGCUCGUUCGAGCAGCGGAAAAUAAGGUAGCGCAUCCAUAGUACUUAGGACUUGGUGUACACCCGCCGACCUUAGCUACCUUAUAUACAUGCACAGGCACCACCACCGCGCCACCGGCCUGGCUCCCCAGACUUAAUACCCGUCGUCUCUGCUUCUUCUCUUCUGUGGUCGCCUGUUCUUGUUGCUUCUUGACUUCCUCCAGCUCUCUCGUGUGCUAUUAUUCACCGUGGCUGCUCUUUGCAUGGUCUAUAUAUCUGCUCCUCCGGAUCUGGCCCCCCCAGCAGAGAGCUUCCACCCAAGAUGCGCUCCAGCAUCGCCUGUUCCCGCUGCCGCCGGAGCAAGAUCAAGUGUGUUAAUGCUGGCAUAGACACCACCUGUCGAGCUUGCGAGUCCUCCGGCAGAGAGUGCUCCUAUCCAACUCCAGCGGCGGCCGGCUGUCAUCCCUCUGCCGGCGUCAAACGGGAUAUCACAGCCUCGUCUGGCAUCGACGAUACCAACAGCAGCCACAACCACGGCAGCAGCAACAAUAACAACAACAGCGCCAAUAAUCAUAAUAACAGUAACAGUGAGUGGGACAAUCCCAAAAGACAAAGACACAGGAAACAUGUCAACGCCUCGGUUUCGUCCAAGGACGCUCUGGUGAAGCAGAACUACAUGCUGGCCCUGGACUCGGCCAUCCUCACUCCCAAAGUAUGGGAGACGCUCUUCGACCUCUUCCAGCAGCAUUUCGCUACCAUCUUGCCCUUCUUGCAUCCAGCUACCUCUCUGGCGCAGAUCCGUCAUCUCUCCGGUGGCGGCAGUAGUGCCUCUACUACCACUGGUGCUGCCACUACUAAUACUACCACCACCACCACCACCACCACCACAGAUGGACAGCAUGCUACUGAUCCGUCUCAGAGUCCAGCACCACGGACAGAGGUGUCUCCCCUGAUUCUGCUUGGAGUGUUGACCCUAACGGCCAGAUUUCACCCUCAGCUGGCUCAGCAUCAUUCUCCUGCGUCGCCAGUGAGCCCGUGCAACCCAACUGCCGCCUCGGAGUUCUACGCCAAUGUCCUCAGGGCGCGGCUGGCCGGCACUGAUGGCGCCGAUAUCACCAUCACCGACCUCAGCCGUGUCCAGGCCCUUCUCAUGCUAUGCUUGCACGAAUGGGGGAUGUGUCGUGGGAAAAAUGCAUGGAUCUACCUGGGCAUGGCCGUCCGGAUAUCCCAGACCAUGGGUCUCUCCUUUGAGCCCACAGAGGACGACGGGCCUUAUCCAUCUCAUUCGCUCUCUAUUUCUACGCCUUCUCACCCUUACUCAUCCCGCCGGCCAUCAAUGCAUGCCGAAUUCGACCAGCAGAGCCAGCACAGGGACCAGCUCAACUCAGACGACGUCAUCGAGCAGGAGACCCGGAGACGGACCUUCUGGAGCUGUUUUAUCCUCGACAGGUGUCUGAGUAACGGCAGGCUACGUCCGAGGAUGCUCAGGGUGCGUGAGAUCGGCAUCCAGCUCCCCAGCGAGAACGCCUUCGCAUUUGGUGAGCGGGUACGGACCUCCCUGCUAAGUGACGGGAACACCGGCCGCAACGGACCCAGUAGGCGGUCACAGAGUUAUGAUUCUCGUAACGGGUCAGCCACCACGACCACCAACGGAGUACAGAUACCCAGUCUCAGACAGUCGAUCGGAUAUGCAGACGACGUCAAGUCUAAACCCUGGCCUCCAAUUUCCGGUCAUAGAAGCGAUGGGAUGGGAGACCGGAUCGAUAGGUGGGAAGUCGGUGUCGAGGAGUGCGUCCUGGGCCGACUUGUUCGGAUUAUCCGUAUCUGGGGCAGCGUUGCGAAAUGGGCUUGCGAAGGAGGCAGGAGGUCUGAUCAAUGUCCUCCGUGGCACCACGAGUCUCGGUUCAACCAGCUCAGGGACCAACUACAUGAAUUCCAGGAAGGACUGUACAGAAACCUGCAGUACAGCGCUCGCAACACCGACACCCACAUCAUGUAUAAAAACUCGCUCGCUCCAUAUGCACUUAUGCACAUCAUCUACUUUCUUUCAGUCAUUGUCUUACAUCGCGCAUACCUGCCUUUCCUUCCGCUCCGGCCCAUGGAUCCACAGGGACCCCUGGACGAGCCAUCAUACCCGCCCGAGAGGUACAGCGUGCCCGACAGCUUCUGGAAGGACAGCGCCCGCGAACUAUUUCGCGCAGCCAGGCAGAUGGUGGAACUUGUUCGCACCUGUCAUGAACGUGGUGUGCUGAUGGAGACACCCCUGGUCGGCUUUGCAAUCUACAACGCUACCUUCAUGGGCGUGUACGCUGCUCACUUUAACCACAUGGAUCAGGAUGGCUACCUGUGUUUGAAGCCAUACUCGAGCGACGGUGGUGCCGCUGGCUCUCCCGGUCGCACCGCAGUAACAAUGAUGGGCGCAGCCAGUCUGGCGCAAGCCGAUUUACGGAAAUCCAUUGAGAUCCUUGGUGAGAUGAGGCCUCGGUUGAAGAUGGCAGUCGGCUGGUUCCGAACUGUCCAUCGUCUACAUGGAUAUUUCUGCAAGGUCAAGAGAGACCAGAAACGUCCCUGGAGGAAGCUGGAGGUGAAUGGUGUCGACGGACAGCAGCAGCAUCCAUCACCAUAUGGAAAUGGCACCAGGGUAGCCGGCAGUGCCCAGCAGCACAGCAGCCAUAACCAUAAGCAUAACCGCCAUGCUUCUGCCUCGCAGAUUGUCCAGAACAAUCUAUACGAGGAGCUUAGACAGCUGGACAAGGUGCUCACGGAUUUGGGUAGUACAGAGGACCAAACGCCUGAGAUGAGCGGGUCGGACGACGACAUGGCCGCGAUGCUUCUUGCGAAUCCGACGGAGCACAGCAGCGAGGCGCAGAGCAACAUUGUCAAGAGUGAGCCGGGCGAGGGUCCAGAUAAUUCUGUUACUGCUACUGGUCCCCAUGGCGGCGAGGGAUAUACUGGCAGUCUGCAGCGAGACUCAUGGGUACCGGUCAACAGCAGCGGCAGCCCGGCGUCUCACUCGCUGGCCCCCAUCUCAAACGCAGCGACGGCAACUACUUCUGGCGGCGCUGCUGCAUCUACCAUGGUUAUAAUGGCCAACGGAUGCAAGGAGAAUGGCGACAAACAGUCUUCUGACUGCGAUAGAUGGCCCAUCCUCCCAGCUCCUCAGCAGCAGGCUGGUCCACCCUCCGGUUCGCCGUACAGCCUGCCUCCCUUCCAGGGCGCAUAUCGUGAUACUCCCUCUACGGGACUGCCAGCCAGCCCGCCUAGCUCAGCAGGAACAACUCUCCCGCCGCCAGUCCCAUCUUCGUCCGCUGCGACUGCACCCACCACAGCAGCCUCUUCGCCAUACUUCCCUGCGACUCCUUCGCCAUCCAACUCAAACUCAAACCAUCGUCUGCAAGCUGUCCAGCCCUGGCCAACAUCCCGCCAGCCUCCUCCUCCCCCGCCACCAUACUCUCAGUCUCUUCCCUCACUGAAUCUGGCUGCCCAGCAGAACUUCCCCUUACCUCCUCUCCAACCGAGUCUAACCCACAGCGGCCAAGCACUCGGAGCGCAUGGCCAUGGGCAUGGCCAUGGGCAUGGUCCCGGGUCUGGACCAGCACAGCAUAGUCAUAAUGUAUCGCAUGGCUCAAGCAACAGGACUCCUCCCCUUUCCCAGACCAGGCUCGAUCUAGGCUCGUUCCUGGCGCCACCACCUACCCAACAACAACAGCAACAGCAACAGCAGCAAGCAUCACACCAUCAACACCAACACCAACCGCCGUCUCGGCAUGUCUCACCGUACAGCUCAUAUGAUGCAGUGAACGCCAAUCCGCUGUGGAUGAGCAGCCUAAAUGGAGAAGACGUCCUUGUCUUUAUCGAAGCAGAUAGCUUCGACAAGUGGUCUACCAUGGUCCCUACGCCCAAUGGUCCCCCGUCUCCGGCGUCGCUAUCAAACAUGAAUGGCCAGUAUCAAGCCGGCAACGGCUACAGCUCUACCACCAACACCGGUGCAAACGCCAGCACCAACGCAAACGGAUGGCUAGCUCUUAUCUGGAGCGAAUGUACCCAUUAAUCUCCCAAUCUUUCCAUACUCUACAUCUCCUCUCGUCUCGUUCGUCAUUAUCUGCCUUCACUUCCUGCUUUAUUCCCAUAUAUUCAUCGCCAUUGCAUCGCAUCUCGCAUCUACUACAACUAUCUCUUCGUCGUUUCUCUUUUUCACAUACAACCACCUCAUCUUCUCAACAGAGCUAAAUUAUAUGAAAUCGGAAUAGGGAACUGGGUCAGGCAAGGAGCUGGAUAUGGAUCAGGACUGGCAAUUUUCAUUUUUAUUUUUUUUUCACGUUUAUUUUCAUCUCUUGUCACUCUGGCAUUUGUACGGGCAUGGAUAUGGCUUCUAAUGUUGGUUGUCUUGGUAUAUUUUUUCAACUCAAAGGAAACAACGAAACCCACUGUAUGAUGCUAUCGGAUCUCAUUAUUAUUUUCAUGCUUCGUCGUUUCUUUUUCUUCCCGGCCAUUCCAGCAGCUGGAUGGCCUGAGUGUUUUCUAUUACGUUUCUGUCUCGUGCCUUACUCCGAACAUGCGAAUAACACAUCACUCGCACGGUAGCGGAGCACGGUAAAAGAAUUAC
This is a messenger RNA of Trichophyton rubrum CBS 118892, 4881 nucleotides long. RefSeq lists its product as uncharacterized. Gene Ontology annotation, biological process: regulation of DNA-templated transcription; DNA-templated transcription. Gene Ontology annotation, molecular function: DNA binding; zinc ion binding; DNA-binding transcription factor activity, RNA polymerase II-specific. Bases 598 to 4326 code for a protein of 1242 amino acids. The record is from RefSeq and is a predicted model, not a curated record. The transcript is spliced from 2 exons. NCBI's taxonomy places the organism in Eukaryota, Fungi, Ascomycota, Eurotiomycetes, Onygenales, Arthrodermataceae. Gene Ontology annotation, cellular component: nucleus.